CCUAAUUGCGCCCAUCUUUAAAAGAUACAGGGUUCUCGGUCGAGGAAAAGAUCCCUCUGAAGAAGCAGAAAGUUCUGCGAAACGUCAGGGCUUUGCAAACAGGACUUCACAGUGGAUUUUAACAUUGCUUGGCUUUUAAUCACCUUUUUGAUUUUAACCAAUAUAAUUAAAAGUUACGUUUUAGAAUUAAGAUGUGGAGGGGUAAGGGGGAGCUCAUUGUCUAAAGGUGCACAGACACUUGGGGAAACAAUUGGGAUUUUAAACCUGUGGGACCAGAUUUUUUAACAGGAUUGGACCCAGAAAGAACAACUGAUUACUGCCCCAGCCUUUGAAUUCGGGAACCCUAAGAAACAAUCGGUACACCUCAUCUCCAUCUCUAUAUGGCAAUAACCCGGUCUGCAAAGAACACGGCGAAAGAUCAACGGAUCACAGCCCCAGCCCUGGAGUUCGGGAACAUCAAGAAACAACCAUAACCUCAUCUCUACCUUCAUACUUCAAUAAACCCGGCAGACAAAAUAACAAGGCGGAGGCGCCAGGCAAGGGGUACAGACAAGGACAGGGCAAUUCAAGGGGCACAUGACGAGGACUAAAGGGCAAGACAAUGGGCAACACCCCAAAGCUCCCAAAUCCGAACCCCCACAAAAAACGAAUAUAGCUGUGCCUCUACCGGUCCAGGGUCCCUGUACAACUGGCGCCUCAAAAUACCCACCAUCACACCCACCACAGCCCCACCUUCAACCCCAACCCCAACCACAGCCUAUACCCACACACCCUUCCCAAAAACCCUUCUAUCACAAGGCUAGGCCGAACUACAAGGUAGCAGAUUGGAACAUUGAGGGACAUACACCAACACUCAUCAUAGGAGACUCAAAUCUCAACCGGGUCCCACCAUUCAAUAACCCCAACAUCCAGGUAGACAGUUAUCCAGGGGCAACAUUUUAUCACUUCAUAAAAGUACUGGAAAAAACCCCCAUACACACAGACACGGCGACGGUUGUUAUCUCGGUGGGCCUGAACAAUAAAGACCAUGACCCAUUCCAAACAUCACUAAAACAGUUGUCAGUUAUGCACAAGGAGGCAAAGAAAACAUUUCCAAACGCAACCAUAUACAUUCCUGUCAUCAGCCAUUCACCUCUUCUUACUCCACAGCAGAAGAGAAACCUUAAGCUCAUCAACGCUUACAUCACCACUAACUUCCCAACCCUAUUAGAGAUCCCACAAGACACAUUUCACACAACAACAGAUCUCAUACACUGGACAUCCACCACAGCAGACCUCAUCUUUCAACACUGGUGUAGACAGUUAAAUUUACAUUAACCACAAGCCACAGUCUGGAUAGAAAUAACUUUUCUUGCAAUCUCUCUCCUUCCCCAAUAACCAGUGCAGAUCCCCCACCAAGGGGAGCAGCGGACCGGUCAACAACUAAUAUCAUGAAUCUUUCCAAAUCUUUCAUACCCACAGCAGCACAGGUAAAGCUCCUGGAGAGAGGGUUGACAUUCAUCCCUCGCCCAAACAAAUUUGAUUGGGAGGAACUUCAAAGGGACACCCACAAAUACCAUAGAAGACUUAAACUGUUGGACUAUUUUGACUACAACACAGAGGACAAUCACCUACCAUUUACUUUACCAUCUACCUGGGAACCUAAAACCUCCCAGAUAGAUGGCAGAAUCAGGAGACUAAUUAGAAUGGACAAAAACACACUUCACAAUCAUCAGACUCACACAGAUAGGGAGGAUAACCUCACACACGUAGAAAGACAGGCAAUACAACAACUUAAAAACAACCCACACAUCAUCAUUAAACCAGCAGAUAAAGGUUCAAAAAUAGUAAUAUUGGAUAAACAUCAAUACAUGUAUGAAGCCAACAGACAGUUAUCAAACACCAAACAUUAUAAACAUAUAGAAAACAGUAUACAACCACAGACACAGACACAGCUAAGGACAAUAAUAAAAAGACUCUACGACCAACACUACAUCACAGCAAAACAACGGGACUUUCUCUACGGUACAGACACCCCACGACCUAGACUAUUCUAUUUACUGUUAAAAGUACACAAGGAACCGGAGACAUGGACAAUUCCCUUUGAAGUUCCUCCUGGCAGACCGAUUGUCUCAGACUGCAAUAGUGAAUCUUACAACAUUUCACAAUAUAUAGAUCAUCACAUCAACCCUCUCUCCACUAGGCACCCCAGCUUCCUCAGGGACACCUACCACUUCAUGGAGAGGAUUGGACCCAUAGUUGUUCCCUCCCAUACACACAUAUUCACAAUAGAUAUUGAUAGCCUAUACACCAACAUAAAUACAGCAACAGGAAUACAAGCAAUUAGAAACAUCUUUAAGAGAUACCCAGACAACACUAGACCGGACAAAGAAAUAUUACAACUAUUAGAAAUCAGCCUGACUAGUAAUGACUUUUUAUUCAAUGACCAAUAUUACCUGCAGGUGGAGGGAACAGCUAUGGGCAAGAAAUUUGCACCUGCUUACGCCAACAUAUACAUGGCUGAAUGGGAGAGAGAGGCACUGGCCAAGUGUCCAUAUCAACCCACUUUCUAUUACCGCUUUUUAGAUGACAUAAUAGGAGCCUGGCCCCACGACAUCCAGUUAUUCACAAAUUUUAUAAACAUUCUCAACGGUCAUCAUCCAUCCAUCAAGGUUAAAUACACAAUUCAUCCGCAAGAAGUCAACUUCUUAGACACAACAGUUUUUUUCAGUAACAACAAUCAAUCACAGAAAACACUACACACUAGAGUCUACUUCAAACCAACAGACACACAUGCUUUACUUCAUAAACACAGUUACCACCCCAAACAUACAUUUAAGGGAAUAAUAAAAUCACAAAUUAUACGGUUCUACAGGAUAUCAUCUUGCAAGCAAGACCUGGAUUAUGCAAUAAAUAUACUAUUCAACGCACUUAGAAGAAGAGGAUAUUCAAAACGAUUUUAA
Messenger RNA from Oncorhynchus keta (chum salmon), 2942 nucleotides. RefSeq lists its product as uncharacterized. The coding region runs from base 1431 to 2942 and encodes 503 amino acids. Lineage: Eukaryota; Metazoa; Chordata; Actinopteri; Salmoniformes; Salmonidae. The record is from RefSeq and is a predicted model, not a curated record. The transcript has 2 exons.